AGCCAGAUUAAACCAGAGCCCGUGGCUCCAGGAACUAGUCUUUAGGAGGCUACAGACAUGCAGGGCAGUCCCAUUUCUUUAAGCACAUGAUUCUUCAGAACUCAUAAGAGUUGGUCCGAAGAAGAGGGAGCAGCAGCUUGAAAAGCCAGAAGUCUGCCAAGCUAGUUCAUUUUCGCAGGACUCCCAUGGCCAAACCAACCUCUUCCAUCUCCUUGCAAGAUGAAAGAAAGGAGCCAUGAUUGAGACACUGGACAGCCCAGCCAAUGAUUCUGAUUUCCUGGAUUACAUAACUGCUUUGGAAAACUGCACUGAUGAGCAAAUCUCAUUCAAGAUGCAGUACCUUCCCGUCAUCUACAGCAUCAUCUUUCUCGUGGGCUUCCCGGGAAAUACGGUGGCGAUUUCCAUCUACGUUUUCAAGAUGCGACCUUGGAAGAGCAGUACCAUCAUCAUGCUGAACCUGGCCUUGACGGACUUGCUGUAUCUGACCAGCCUCCCUUUCCUCAUCCAUUAUUACGCGAGCGGUGAAAACUGGAUCUUCGGGGAUUUCAUGUGCAAGUUCAUCCGAUUUGGCUUCCAUUUCAACCUUUACAGCAGCAUCCUCUUCCUCACCUGCUUUAGCCUCUUCCGUUACAUUGUGAUCAUUCACCCGAUGAGCUGUUUUUCUAUUCAGAAGACUCGAUGGGCGGUGGUGGCUUGUGCUGGGGUGUGGGUCAUUUCUUUGGUAGCUGUCAUGCCCAUGACUUUCCUGAUCACAUCAACCACCCGGACCAAUAGGUCUGCUUGCCUUGACCUCACCAGCUCAGAUGACCUCACUACUAUCAAAUGGUACAAUCUCAUUUUGACGGCUACCACUUUCUGCCUGCCCUUGCUGAUAGUGACACUCUGCUACACGACGAUUAUCAGCACCCUGACUCACGGACCUCGGACCCACAGCUGCUUUAAGCAGAAGGCUCGGAGGCUGACGAUCCUGCUCCUCCUUGUGUUCUAUGUAUGCUUUUUACCCUUCCACAUCCUUAGGGUCAUUCGGAUCGAAUCUCGCCUGCUUUCAAUCAGCUGCUCCAUCGAGAGUCACAUCCACGAAGCUUACAUUGUCUCUAGGCCAUUAGCUGCCCUCAACACCUUUGGCAACCUGCUGUUAUAUGUCGUCGUCAGCAAUAACUUCCAGCAGGCAUUCUGCUCCGCAGUGAGAUGUAAAGCCAUCGGGGACCUUGAACAAGCAAAGAAAGACAGUUGCUCAAACAACCCCUGAGUCAUACCAUUUCAUCAAAGCCAGGGAGAUGUCUCAAAGCUCUUGACAUGCAAAUGUGAGAAUCUGAGAUAGAAUCUUUGGAGCCCAGUUAAACUGUGUGUGGUAGCAAGUAUCUGCAAUCCCAGUGCCUCUGUGGUGAGGCGGACAUGGAGCUAGGAGAAUCCCUAAAGGCUCAAGGGCCAGCUGGCCAACUGUACACAAUGACUAACCUCAGAGACCUUGUUUCCCAGGAGACAAAAGGGGAGGUUUCCAAUGCCUAAAGCUGUCCUUUGAGCUCUAAGUGUGAGCUGUACCCUGUAUUCACACACUGACACAAACAGCCAUGUGUCAUUCACACUUACAUACUCAUCAAAUAUCAAUCAACCCAUCUAUCCAUCACACAUAUACAUUCAUCAAAUACCAAUCAAUCCAUCCAUGCAUCAGUGAAUCAAUCAAUUAACACCCCCUGAUAAUUUGUAUAUAACUUCCAAGAAAUCCUGAAUACCACCUCUCAGUGGAGCCCCAAGUAACUACAGAGUAUUCAGGUCAUUAUGAACCAAAGCUAUAGGCAAGGGCACUUGGGAGAUCUUUGUGAUAAGUUUUUUGAGAACUUUGGGUAGAGGAUGAGAUAAAAGAGUGUCAAAGUAUAUAUAAGAUUAGAAACUAUGAAACUCAGAAAUUUUCUGCUGCCACGAAUUAAUUGCUUCCACAUAGAAACUAGUGUUUGCAUACCAGCGCCGGACCUCCUACUUCUUUAAUGUCAAGAUGGGAAGACCCAGACAAACUAGAACCAAGCAAAAGUCAAGAGUAUUCUUCAUGCCCAGUUUCCUGUCCUUUCAGACUUUGGGGCCUAUGUUCACUGAAAUCCUAUAUUAUCCAAAAGGGUCAUGUCUUUUCUCAAUAUUUUUUUUAUCUUUACAUGUCUUUCUUCCUUUAAAAUUUGAGAUUGUUGUUCUGAGUUUUCCUCUCAGCUCUGGUUAGUUCUUUAGACUGAAGGAAGACGUUAGGACACAGAAGGCGGGGGGGAGCUGGGGAAAUGGCCCAGCCCAGAAAAAUGCCUGAUGUACGAGCAUGAAGGCUUGAGUCUGGUCCUUGGAACCUAACCAAAGGAUCCUGGUGCAGAGAGGAAUGCACUUGGAACUCCAGCUCUGGGCAGCAGAAACAGGCAGGUCCCUGGAGCUUGAGGGCCAGCCAGCCUGGCCUACUUAGUGAGCUCUAACACAAUGAGAAACCCUGACUCAACAACUGAGGGAUAGAGCUCCUGAUGAAUGACAUCAAGGUUGUCCUCUUGGACACUUGGUGUUCUCAGUGCUGUAGGCCACUUUAACAAUCGCUUAAUUUGUAAAUCAUAUUGAGUUAUAUUGGCAAUUGUCAACAUUUCCUGGGGAAAAAAGAGACAUAUUGAUGACAUUGAACUAUGUUUAAGUAUCAUCUAUAUAUGAGGUGCUAAAUCAAACUAACAUUGUUUUAAUUUCCAGGGGGAAAUUAUUAUUCUCUUUAGGCAUUGUAAUCUUUUAGUGUUAUAAUAAAAACAAUACCUGUAG
Messenger RNA from Rattus norvegicus (Norway rat), 2772 nucleotides. RefSeq names its product oxoglutarate receptor 1 (gene Oxgr1). The record is from RefSeq and is a predicted model, not a curated record. Gene Ontology annotation, biological process: G protein-coupled receptor signaling pathway; phospholipase C-activating G protein-coupled receptor signaling pathway; positive regulation of vascular associated smooth muscle contraction. NCBI's taxonomy places the organism in Eukaryota, Metazoa, Chordata, Mammalia, Rodentia, Muridae. Gene Ontology annotation, cellular component: plasma membrane; membrane. Gene Ontology annotation, molecular function: G protein-coupled receptor activity.